Molecule: messenger RNA, 2995 nt
Organism: Penaeus chinensis
Lineage: Eukaryota; Metazoa; Arthropoda; Malacostraca; Decapoda; Penaeidae
Gene: Kif19A
Product: kinesin-like protein KIF19
Exons: 20
Coding region: 1-2280 (759 amino acids)
Biological process (GO): microtubule-based movement
Molecular function (GO): microtubule motor activity; ATP binding; microtubule binding
Source: RefSeq, a predicted model, not a curated record
AUGCGUCUCCUGACGAAGGGCAACAAGGAGAGGACCUGCGAACCCACUGCGGCCAACAAGACCUCCUCCCGCAGUCAUGCCCUCCUCCAGGUGAACGUGCGUCAAUCGGAGAAGAAGGGCAAUCACGAGGAGGUCAAGAACGCUCGCCUCUUCAUGGUUGACCUGGCGGGGUCGGAGCGGGCCAAGCAGACGCAGAACAAGGGCAAGCGGCUGCUGGAGGGCGCGCACAUCAACCGCUCGCUACUCGCCCUCGGGAACUGCAUCAACGCCCUGGCCGAGGGCAGGGCCAAGUACGUCAACUACAGAGACUCCAAGCUCACCAGGCUCCUGAAGGACGCGCUCUCAGGGAACUGCCGCACGGUCAUGAUCGCGCACGUGUCGCCGUGCCACGUGCACCGCGAGGAGACGCGGAACACGCUCAUCUAUGCCGACAGAGCCAAAAACAUUUCCAAGCAGGUGCGCCGCAACGUGCUGGACGUGUCGUACCACGUGUCGCAGUACCAGAACAUCAUCAGCGAGCUCCGGGAGGAGAUCGGCCGGCUGAAGGGCAAGCUGGAGGCCGGGCAGGACGAGGGCGCGGCCAACGGCGGCGCCCCCCUCAGCCAAGAGGCCAAGGAGGAGCAGGAGAAGAACGCCGAGCGCCUCAAGAAGAUCAAACACGACCUGCUCGACCUCUUCCGGGAGCAGAUGUCCCUCCGGAACAAACUGAUGGACAUCGACAACAACAUCCUGGCCCUGUCGAUGGAGUUCGAGCGCCAGAACAUGGUGGUGACGGAGUGGGAGAGCGAGCGCGCGCGCCGCCUCAAGGGCCGCCAGGAGCCCACCCAGGGGCCCAACGGCGAGGAAAUUAUCGACAUGGACACCGACAAGGAGAAGGACGAAGACAGCGACGACGACGAGCCUGAGGAGGUGACGCAGGCCUGGGAGGACCUCAUGUACCUGCAGAAGGAGCAGCAGCGGUACACGGAGAUGAGGGAGAAAGUGGAACAGGAGAUGAACGAGGUGAAGAAGCGAGCCAAAGAGAUGGAGGAGGUGCGUCCAGGAGCCGAGGCCUUACCCGAGACGAUCACGACGGACGAGCAGCGGGAGCUGAUUUCGCUGCUGUGCAAGGUACACGAGCUGGAGAUCCAGAAGGUGGAGAUGCAGAGCGAGGCGCUGCUGAAGGAGCACGAGCUGAGGCGCCGCGACCUGCUCAUCAUGCGCUACGACCGCCAGAGGAACCUGUGCGACGAGAUCAUCACCAGGCAGCGCCAGGUCAUCGAAGCCAUGAACGAGGGCAGCGCAGAGCUGAGUACAGGGAUGCCUCCCGAGCUGCAGGAGCUGUACGCCCUCUACCAGAUGGAGACGCAGUACGCCAACAACGAGCGCGACGUCAAGUACCUCAACGAUGUCAACAACCUGCUCAGGUGCCCCUCUACCUUGUCUUUGAGGGCCGCGUCCUUCGAGAAGCUUCCGCCGAUCUUCAACAACAAUAACAAGGAGCCCGAGAAGUUGUUCGACCGGCCGGCGCGACGCCACAGUCUGGGCGACGUGCGGCGCCCCGAGAGCGUGCUCAGCCUGCGCAGCCCCACCAGCUCGGCGUCGUCGUCCGCUCCGGGCACGGCGGCUGAGUCGCGUGUGUGCUCGCUGCCGCCCAUCUCGGGCGCGAGUGCGGACGCCGCCGACGCCCGCCUCGGCACCAGGAGCAUCAACGCCCUCGCCGCCAGACGGCGCGGCAGCAGGGCGUCGGGCCCUUCGAGUGACCGCCUCGGCUCCAGCGACGCCCUGGACGAGCUCACCGACCCCGAUUCCCCGGGGGGCCUCCGCCUCCUGCGCAGGAGCCCGAGGGACGCCCCAGCCCAAGCCUCUCGCUCAAAAAUACAUUUACCCAAUUACGAUAUGUCCAACGCCCCCAGCGACGACGGCGUCUCCCUGCUCAGCCUGCGACUGGACAGUCCUCCGCGCAAGGCCAGACCCGCCCGGCCCUACGUCAUAGACAGCCGCCGAAGGUCCCGCCAAAAGCCCCUCAGCCGGCGUGGCAGCCUCGCCCUCCUGCAGCCGACGCAGCAGCGACGGAGACGCGGCGGCUCGGCCUCGUCCAGCGAGGGAGACUCCCCUUCCCGCGCCUCCCGCGGGCGCCGCCGCACGGACCUCGCCGCCCCGCCCGUCCGCAGGAGGGGAAACAGCCUCACUAGGCUCAAUGCAGGAGGCAACGCGCGGCGCCCGAGCAUCCCGGCGCGCAAGGGCGGCCGCAAGUCCCCGGACGUGUUCAAUCAAGUAGGAUUCGCCCUCCACUACUAGGGCGGCCCCGCGGGACGCCUGGCGGGUGUCCUGCUCCUGCUGGGCCGCGACCGGGCUUGGUCCUGCGCUUGAACCGACUACAAGCGGACGAUCCGCAAAUGUAGUGGUUUAAAGCAAGUGGCCGAGUAAAGGUUUGUGGAAACGCGCAUCUGGCUCUUCAUUUAUGUGUUUUCUUUCCGAAAUGUGAGACGGCGAACUGGGCGGAAAAUACUGAAUAUUCUAAAUCAGUUGUGCAUUUCGGUAUAACCGCCAACCCACUGAUCUCAUUGAAAAAAAGUGAUAACACGAACAUGGCUCAAAGACUCGUCCGAUUGCUUUGCGAAACGCCCCAAAGGUCGGCGAGAGCGAGAGGCGCACGAACGGCGGCGAGGAAGCAGGGCGCGGCGAGACAGCGAAGGAGGUUGCCCUUGGCUCCAGACCACCAGUCGAGCCUUCGUCUGGCCGGAGAUGACCUUCCCUCGCCUCAAGCCAACUCUCGUUUCCGUUCCCGCGAGUGCGACUGCCGGCAAGGGAGUCCGACGGAUCCCACAAGGCCUCAGGAAGAGAGUGGUGCAGAAGGAGAACUAUUGGUUCAGUUUUGCUGUCGGUAAAUGUUAAGAGUUUAACACCAGUUCUUUACUUUUGUUGUGAAUAUUGAGAGUUUAUCAUAUGUGACUUGUGCAUUGUAACAGGCAGAUAUAUGUAACAUAAAUAUAUUAAAAAAAUAUGUAAAAUA